Molecule: messenger RNA, 837 nt
Organism: Raphanus sativus (radish)
Lineage: Eukaryota; Viridiplantae; Streptophyta; Magnoliopsida; Brassicales; Brassicaceae
Exons: 3
Coding region: 154-687 (177 amino acids)
Source: RefSeq, a predicted model, not a curated record
UUCCUCUUUGUCAAGCCUGACAAUUCCAAAAGGACAAGAAUUCUGACGUCACUAUUUAUUAAAACACAACACAACCCUUUUUGUCUCUUCUUUAUAUACUUCAUUUUUUCAGACAAGAACACAACAAAAGAAAUAACGUAAAAACAUCAAGAAAUGGGGAAUUGUCAAGCGGCGGAGGCAGCGACGGUUUUGAUCCAUCACCCGGCGGAGAACAAGGUGGAGAGGAUUUACUGGUCGGUGAAAGCAAGCGACGUCAUGAGAUCCAAUCCCGGUCAUUACGUUGCAGUGGUGGUGACGUCACCGACGUUAAAGAACGAGAAAGGAUCGCCGUUGAAGCAGCUCAAGCUCCUACGUCCUGAUGACACUUUACUCAUCGGGCAUGUUUACCGUCUCGUCAGCUUCGAAGAGGUAUUGAACGAGUUUGCGACGAAGAAAUGUGUGAAGCUUGGGAAGCUAUUGAAAGAAGGAGGAGGGUUUGAGUUGAAGAACAAGAAGAAACAUAGAAAGAAGACGGAUCAGGAAAAGGGUCGGGUCAACCCGAAUUCGGAUCCGGAUCCAAAAGAAGACGGGUCUAAUGUCGCCGGAGAAGACGGUGGAGAAGGGUUAACGAGGCGGAGUCAGGGGAGCAGAAGAGGUGGUGGGUGGAGGCCAGCUUUACAUAGCAUUCCGGAGUUUGUAUCCUCAUGAGAGAACUCUAUGAAAGCAUAGAUAUUUUUAAAAGCACUAUCCGACAACAUUGAAAAGUUAUUAUGUAAAGCGAUGUUGUUAUUAUCAUAGAUGCUUUUAUUGAAGAUCCAGUCUCAAUAAAUAUUUACAACAAACAUUUAACGUUUUAAA